This is a messenger RNA of Penicillium samsonianum, 189 nucleotides long. RefSeq lists its product as uncharacterized. The coding region runs from base 1 to 189 and encodes 62 amino acids. The record is from RefSeq and is a predicted model, not a curated record. NCBI's taxonomy places the organism in Eukaryota, Fungi, Ascomycota, Eurotiomycetes, Eurotiales, Aspergillaceae. The transcript has a single exon.
AUGGAAAAUGGAAACGGUGGUGGUGCUGUGAAAUCAUCUACGGCGAACAGUGGUCGCUCAUGGCGGCGGCAAGGUCAGUCGGGCGACGCUGGGCAAGAUCUUCGCGCAGUACCAGACUUAACGGGAGCAGAAGAUGCGGGAAAUCAUGCAGAUUUCCUCGCUGAUUACGAGGAUUCAGGCGUGGGAUAG